Molecule: messenger RNA, 1228 nt
Organism: Solanum pennellii
Lineage: Eukaryota; Viridiplantae; Streptophyta; Magnoliopsida; Solanales; Solanaceae
Product: zinc finger protein SHOOT GRAVITROPISM 5
Exons: 3
Coding region: 498-1028 (176 amino acids)
Biological process (GO): gravitropism
Cellular component (GO): nucleus
Source: RefSeq, a predicted model, not a curated record
UAUCACUCACACACACACACACAUAUAUAUAAUAUACAUACAUAUACAUGUGUACCCCCCCCCCCACCCCCAAAUAUUUGUUGUCAAAAUCUAUCGAUUUCAAAAGUCGUUUUCUCUUUGUUGCUUCUCAUUCAUUCAUUUUCUCCCCCAUAACGUCUUGUAAAAAAGUUUUAAGUCCUUUUUUAGGGCUUCCCAAUUAUUGUCUUCAAUUUUGUUCAUAUACCUAAUUCCCCUACCUUCAUAGUCUGAUCAUUUCAAGCUUUCGAACAGAAAAAAACGAUUAGUACAUAUAUCUCUCUUUUCUCUCUCUUUAUACGAAAAUUCAUUGAAUACUGAAACUCACAAAAGGCACAGCCUAGAAUUCCAAUUGCAUUAUUUGUCUGUUCCAUCAUAGCUGCUCUAUCCCAUUUGAUUUGACGGCUAUCGUUUGGUUGGGAACUAGUUAUCCCUAAAUAAUAUGUUUUCCUGAGCAUCAUUUUCUGUCUACUCACUCACCAAUGGAAGAUCAUCAAAAGGAGCUACAUUUUCUGUCUACUCACCAAAACGCACCAAAUUCUUCCUCGUGGCCAUCAGAUUCCUCCGGUAACAUAAUCCGAUCAUCGGAAUCAAUCGAACCUCCUUCGUUAGACCUACAACUCUCCAUCAGCGUACGACGACCAAUAAAACCAUCAUCAACUCACAAUCAAGGUAUAUUAAUUCGACCUGCAUCUCUAAACCACGAUCACAAUCAGUACAGCACCGAUGUCCGGUUCGACUCGGGGUACGUUGAAGCCCUUAAAUGGCAAGCCGCGGAGCAAAUACGGCUCGCAGCCAUUGAAAAAGCUUACGCGGAACGUGUGAGGGAGCUUACAAGAAGAGAAAUAGAGCUGGCUCAGUCGGAAUUCGCACGUGCGAGGAGUAUGUGGGAAAGGGCAAAAGAGGAAGUUGAAAGAGCAGAAAAGUUGAAAGAAAGAGCAACUCGUAGGAUUGAUCCUACGUGCAUGGAAGUUACUUGCCAAUCUUGCAGUCAAAAAUUUCGACCUCAUUAAAAUUUUAUUAUUAUUAUUAUUGAGGGGGAAAAAUAAAAAUAAGAUGUUAUUUCUUUUUGAUGUGAAAAAACUUAUUAAUAAUUUGAUGUAUGAUUUAUAAUUCUUUUGUUUUCUCUUCUUUCCAUAGGAUGACCAAUUAAUAUUAUGAAGUUAUGUAGUAGCGUAUAUUAUAUCUUUGGUUAAUCUAGCAGAAUUUGAUA